Populus euphratica (Euphrates poplar) is the source of this 3726-nucleotide messenger RNA. RefSeq names its product putative disease resistance protein RGA3. The coding region runs from base 129 to 3656 and encodes 1175 amino acids. The record is from RefSeq and is a predicted model, not a curated record. Gene Ontology annotation, molecular function: ADP binding. The transcript has 2 exons. Lineage: Eukaryota; Viridiplantae; Streptophyta; Magnoliopsida; Malpighiales; Salicaceae.
AAUUAGCCUUUAAAUUCACGUGAUAAAAGAUUGAUGUCUUUUAGUAUCGAGUGUAAUUUCACCUCCAUUGUUUCCAAAACUUGCAAAGCAUUUCUUCCUUAUCAUUAAUAGUUUACCUGAGAGAAAAUAUGGCUGAGGAGAUUUGGAAGAGGGUUGGUUCACGUGCUGCUCGUGCAGCUCAGAGGAUCAAUAUUGCGUGGGGAUUUAAGGGAGAGCUGGAAAAGCUGAAGUUGAAAUAUAGCACUAUUCAGGCAGUGCUACAAGAUGCAGAAAAAAGACAAGUUACGGAUGCAGACUCGAGGGUUUGGUUGGAUAAGCUUCGAGACAUAGCUUACCAAGCUGAAGAUGUGCUGGAUGAGCUUGAUUAUGAGAUUAUUCAACGGAAGCUGGAGACUCAAAACAGUAUGAAAGGGAAGGUAUGUAGCUUCUUCUCUCUCUCCAACCCAAUGGCAAUUUGUCUGAGGUUGGCCGCAGAACUUCAAAAGAUCAACGAGUCCCUCGAUGAGCUUCAAGAAACAGCAACUUCGUAUGGGCUUAGAGUUCUAUCUGCAGAUACAACCCCUCAACUGACAGACUCUUUCUUAUGCAGCUCAGAAGAUGUCAAAGGAAGGGGGGAUGAUGUCUCUAAAAUUAUUAACUUGUUGAUUAGUUCUUGCAGCCAACAAGUUCUUUCUGUCAUUCCUAUAGUGGGAAUGGCCGGGCUCGGAAAGACUACUGUAGCAAAAAUGGUGCACCGAGAAGUUAUAGAUAGAAAACUUUUUGAUGUAACAUUUUGGAUUUGUGUUUCUGAUAGUUUUGACGAUAAAAGGAUUUUACGAGAAAUGCUUCUAACUCUUGAUGAAAACACUUCUGGGAUAACUGAAAUGGAUGCAAUAAUGACACAUCUUCGAGAAGAGUUAGAGACUAAAACAUUUCUUCUCGUACUUGAUGAUGUGUGGAACGAAGAACAUGGGGAGUGGGAGAUUUUAAGGGAUUGUCUAUUAAAAAUUAGUGGUAAUAAUAGGAAUGUUGUUGUUGUUACUACUCGUAGUAGACUAACAGCAUCAAUAAUGGAGAGUCAGACUGCAUGUAGUCAUGAGCUGAAACAACUGUCAAAUAAUGAAUGUUGGUCAAUUAUUAGGGAAAUAGUGUCUAGAAAUGGAGGAGAGUCGAUUCCUUCAGAAUUGGAGGCUAUCGGAAUAGAUAUUGCAAAAAAGUGUGGGGGAGUGCCAUUAGCUGCUAGAUUUUUUGGGACGAUUUUGCUUUAUGAAAAGGACAAGGAUAAAUGGAGUUCAAUAAGAGACAGUGAUGCUGUUGAGAUGUCAAGACACUAUGAUCGAGUUUUACGUAUUUUGAAAUUAAGUUUCGAUCAUUUGCCUUCUCCUUCUCUGCAACGCUGUUUUUCUUAUUGUUCUAUUUUUCCUAAAGAUUUUGAGAUUGAAAAGGAGAAACUGAUUCAGCUUUGGAUGGCUGAAGGGUUGCUCGAGUCAUCAGUUCGUGGGGAGAUGGAAGAUAUAGGUGAUAGAAACUUUAAUGACCUGCUUGCACGUUCGUUUUUCCAAGAUAUCCAAACGGAUGAGCUUGGGAAUGUAAUCUGUUGCAAGAUGCCCAAUCUUGUGCACGAUCUAGCUUUGAUGGUGACAAAAUCGGAGACAGUGAUUCAGAAGCCUGGCUCAGCUAUAUAUGGUACAUUUAUCAGACAUCUAAAUCUCAUUUCUUCUGAUGAGAGAAAUGAACCAGCAUUUCUAAUGUAUGGUGGUAGAAAAUUGCGUACAUUAUUCUCAAGAUCCCUUAACAAGUCUUGGGAAUUUAGAGGUUUGCGAAGUCUGACCUUGAAUGGUGCUCGUAUGACAGAGUUGCCAGAUUCAAUUUGCAGGCUGAAACAUUUGAGGUAUCUCGACGUUUCACGAACAGAUAUCAAAGCGCUUCCAAAAUCCAUCACGAAGCUCUAUCAUUUGCAAACCUUAAGAUUCAGCGACUGCCGAUCACUGAUAAAGCUUCCCAACAAAAUGGAAUAUUUGGUAAGCUUGAGACAUGUUGACUUUAGUCAUACGCCAGCUGAUGUUGGAUGCUUAACUGGUCUUCGAUCACUGCCAUUUUUUGAAGUGGGGCAGGAUAAGGGCCACAAAAUUGAAGAACUGGGAUGCUUGAAGGAACUAAGAGGGAAGUUGAGAAUAGUCAAUCUGGAGCAUGUAAGAGACAAAGAAGAAGCCAAGGGAGCAAACCUGUCUGGAAAAGGAAAUAUGAACACAUUGGUAUUGGUAUGGAGUUCAGAAAGAGAAAGCAGCAGUUCCAGCAUCAAUUACAAGGAUGUGUUGGAAGGCCUCCAGCCUCACCCAGACACACGAAGCUUAGAGAUUGAGAAUUAUCAGGGAGAUGAAUUCCCACAAUGGAUUAUGAUGCCAACACUCAAUAAUUUGGUGGUGCUGAAAUUGAAAGGCUGUAAAAAACUUCCUCCAGCAGUACAUCUUUCUCAUCUUGAAAUUCUUGAGAUAGAAGGAAUGGAUGGUGUGAAAAUAAUAGGUCAGGAGUUUUAUAGCAGUGGUGGAAGUGGAACGAAUCCAAUAUUCCCGAUAUUAAAAAGAUUGUCUGUAAUGGGCAUGCGUAGUCUAGUGGAAUGGAUGAUACCUGCAGCUAUAGCUGGUGGAGUACAAGUAGUAUUUCCUUGCCUCGAAGAGUUGUACAUUGAACGAUGUCCAAAGUUGGAAAGCAUCCCAUCCAUGAGCCAUCUUUCAUCAAAACUUGUAAGAUUGACAAUCAGAGACUGUAAUGCAUUGAGUCAUAUAACUGGUGAAUUUCAUGCCUCUGCGACAUCUCUAAAAUAUUUAACCAUAAUGCGUUGUUCCAAUCUGGCAUCCAUUCCAAGCCUUCAAAGCUGCAUAGCUCUGGAGGCGUUGUCUAUUUCUACAUGCUACAAUCUGGUAUCUUCUAUUAUUCUAGAAUCGUGUUCUCUUGUAAGUGUAUUCAUUGGUUGGUGUGGAAAAGCAAGUGUUCGAAUUAGUUGGCCACUAUCCUACGCAAAUAUGAAGGAAUUGAACAUCGAGAUCUGCGGGAAGUUUUUCUUUGAUGAUUUACAUGGAGGAAAAGUGUGGCCUUCUCGUUUUCAAUCACUAGUCAUUAGAUGUUGUGAUCAAUUCAAGUCUGUUCCUGAUGGUUUAAAAAGAAGACUGCAUUCUCUUGUUCGAUUAGAUAUCAGCUGGUGUCGAAAUUUAAGUCACAUUCCGGAAGAUUUCUUUCGCGGCCUAAACCAAUUGAAGGGGUUGAAAAUUGGUGGUUUCUCGCAGGAAUUGGAGGCAUUUCCUGGAAUGGAUUCAAUCCAACACCUAGGUGGCUCCCUUGAAGAGCUUAAGAUAAUUGGGUGGAAGAAACUGAAGAGUCUACCACAUCAACUUCAACACCUCACCUCCCUUACGAAAUUAAAGAUCUAUGGUUUCAACGGAGAGGGAUUUGAGGAAGCAUUGCCAGAUUGGUUGGCCAACCUUUCUUCCCUUCAAGAGCUUACAAUUUGGGAAUGUCAGAAUCUCAAGUAUCUGUCAAGUUCAACAGCCAAGCAAAGCCUCUCCAAACUAACACGUCUGAUAAUUAGGAGCUGUUCGCUUUUGAAGCGAAAUUGCACGGAGGGCAGUGGGUCUGAGUGGCCCAAGAUUUCUCAUAUCCCACAUAUCGAUUUACCAUAGUGAGGAAUAAGUGCAACUCACCCAAUUAAAUAAAUAGUAAGGAGCGCAAUCUUACUACCAAUUUCCUCAG